Carassius gibelio (silver crucian carp) is the source of this 2329-nucleotide messenger RNA. RefSeq names its product transmembrane protein 170A. The transcript is spliced from 3 exons. Lineage: Eukaryota; Metazoa; Chordata; Actinopteri; Cypriniformes; Cyprinidae. Gene Ontology annotation, biological process: endoplasmic reticulum tubular network organization. The record is from RefSeq and is a predicted model, not a curated record. Gene Ontology annotation, cellular component: endoplasmic reticulum membrane. The coding region runs from base 310 to 756 and encodes 148 amino acids.
UCUACAAACCGUAUAGGCCCCGCCCAUAAGCCUGAAGCAAAUCGCAGGUGACAGCAAGAUUAUCUCAAACCCGACAAAGUUGUGGUCGUUAAAACUAUAUUUUUCUCGGUUUUGAACGGUGUUGUAGAACACUCUUAGGUUGACCGUGCUUUCAGUGUAAUGAAAGUAAAUCCGAGCACUCAUCGCGUUUCCGCAGUUCAAAUGGACGUUUAUGCAGAUGGAUUAGCAUCUGUGCUAAAAACAAACGCUCAGCUCAACCCCACAUCCCUUUUCUAAUGCUGUUAUUCAGAUUUGACACUUUCCUCACGCAUGAUCGCAGCGUUGAUCGUAAGAGAAAUGCAGGAGGAAUAUCGUGAAGUAGGAUUCGUGAAACAGAUCCUUAGUUUGAAUUUGGUGCCGAGGAAAAAUGUCACCAACUGCGGGAGGAACGACACGUCUCUGUGCGAUUUCUCCGAGAUGUGGUAUGGGGUGUUCCUGUGGGCCGUUGUCUCCUCAUUGGUUUUCCACCUGCCUGCUGCGCUCCUGGCUCUGGCAACCCUCCGCAGACAUAAGAUGGCACGAUUUUUCCCAGUCGGAAUCCUGCUCAUGGGCAUCAUCGGCCCGCUGUUUGGAGGGGUUCUCACUAGUGCAGCCAUAGCAGGAGUUUAUAAGGCGGCUGGGAAGAGCAUGUACUCCUUGGAGGCCUUGGUGUUUGGAGUGGGACAGUCGUUGUGUGUUUUUAUCAUCUCCUUCUUCAGAGUGCUGGCUACCCUGUAGCACUGAGACAUUAGCACACCAGGCUGCCAACAUAAGGAGAGGAAGCAGUUCAGUCAUCUGGGCGUCAUAUGCAAAACAUAGAGGCCUUACUUCCCAAGCAGUCCCAACAACUUGUUUCCUUUGAUACAGAACAUUGGUAUUUUUCCCAAACGGGUUUCUGAUGAGUUCUUCGAGUAACAUGGGACUUUUCAUUUGAAAAUGAAAAUUACAAGCUACCUUUAAAAAAAGAACUAGCCUUGUAUUACAGGUGGAGUCAUCUUGCACAUAUGUUUUUUUUUAUUAAUCAUUAUAAUUGAUAUUUUGUUGUUAGUUUCUUUUCAUUUUCCUACACUAAUUCUGUCUUUUUAUAAAGUUUCUGGAUGAGGCAAAGACUCAUUUGAUGUACAUACUAAAGCCCAUUUAUGCUUCAGAGGAACAAUUUGCAUUCACUUUGCACUGAUUAUAUGAAUCCAUUAGGCCAAAGGCUAGAAAUCUAAAUUUGUUUCUCUGCUUCACAAUGUUUUAUAUGUAUUUUGCCUCUGAUUGUGGGCAUAUUUGAUGAGAUUACAGUUAAAUACACUUUGUGUGUGGACUUUGACAUUGUAAUCGUUUCACAGCAUAAGAUUUCCUGCUGGAGUUAAGUGGCUUUGGUUGGUUAAAUUACAUAUUUGUGACCCGUUUUUACAUUUAAAGUCAUUAAGAGUUAGUUUUUCAAGUGGGCUCCUGGAUUUGGCCUUCACAUUGUUAUUUCUGUAUAUAUUUGAGCAGCCUCACCUCUUAUGCCUAACAUGUGAAUGUAAAACAGAUUUCAGCUGAAUCCAUCGUUUAAACCUUCACCAAAGAAAUUAUAACACUAUACUUCAUUCGUUAUAUGUCGCAGACACUGUUAUUUUUAGUAGAGGAAGCUCAUUUGGAAAGAUAAGAGUUACUAUAGAAUGUACAAAAUUAUAAUCUGACUGAAACCCAAGUUUAUGUACAGAAGUAUAUAAAAUAAGAUGCUAUAAAACGUGUGUACUCACACAUGUAGAUGUUCUCCUUAUCUUCUACAGCAACUACAUUAUAAGCAAGAGGUGUAAUUCUGAAACCAAUAUGAUCGUAACACACAGUAGCAGAGUUUUUAGAUUUAUCUGAGGAAUUACCUAAACCAAACUUAUUUCUCUAAUAUUAGUUUCACAUUUCUUCAGUAUAAGCAUUUGCAGACUUGUGUUUCUCCCAUAUUGCAAGCCCUCAGGAAGUUUCAUUCAAAUCUCUUGUGGUGUGAGUUAAUGUAAAUCAGAUUCAUUAUUUCCGACUGGAGCGCUAAUAUUAAUGGGACGCACUGAAAGCUAUGCUUUAUUCCUCUGAGCCUAUGGUCUCUCAAUUGCACAAAUGGAUUUAUUUUUCUAAAGUCCAACCAUUCAUUGUGGAGUGACUGCUCUUUGUUUUAGUUGUUUGUCUUUGAUUGUAUGUUAUUUUUGAGAAAAGGAUUUACUCUUUAAAAUGUGAUAUUUUCAGUUGUUGUUUUUGUUUCUGGGACAAUUUAAUUUUCUUAUUGUAUAAUAAGUGCCAAUUGCUAGUAUUUUAAUGAAAUAAAAUGGUUUAGAUUAUAAUAACA